AUGAUGAAGUUUGCCUCGUUCGAAAACAUCGUUCAGGCCAUCUACCACUAUCUCCCUGGGCAAAAGACCGACUACAACAAGGGCGCACAAACUGCAGUUGCUUUUACGGGAGGUUACCUCGCCGGUAUCCUCUGCGCCAUCGUGUCGCAUCCGGCAGACGUAAUGGUCAGCAAGCUGAACGCAAACCGCCAGCCUGGUGAAGCAUUCGGCGCUGCCAUGAGCCGCAUCUACAAGGACAUCGGUUUCAGGGGCUUGUGGAACGGCCUGCCCGUCAGGAUUGUAAUGAUUGGAACCUUGACCGGGCUCCAAUGGAUGAUAUACGAUUCGUUCAAGAUCUUCAUGGGACUUCCAACCACAGGAGGCGGCCCUCAAAAGGAGCAGAAGUAA
Molecule: messenger RNA, 387 nt
Organism: Aspergillus calidoustus
Lineage: Eukaryota; Fungi; Ascomycota; Eurotiomycetes; Eurotiales; Aspergillaceae
Source: the annotation of a GenBank genome assembly